GUACUCCAGGCAAAUUUCCAGCUCUCCCUUUCGUCACUCUCGCUGUACAGUGCAAAUGUACAAUCAUUGUCAUCUUCCCUGCUCGCCCCAAAGCUUCUCCUCCCAGCUCACCUCCGCGUUCCCUCGGCCCCCACCUUCCGCGCGAAGUAACCGCCGCUAGACACUUGUCCACCUGCCGCAUCUAGGUCUACGCGGCCUCCUCGCCGGAUGAUUGCCGCCGGCGCCGCCUCGAUGGGCCGCGCCGUGACUCGAGCACCCGGGGCCCGGCCCUCCCGGUGGCCGCGCACCGUGGCGCGGCUGCGACUCGCGCUCCGCUCCCCGGCGGCGGAGAGGGGCGCGGGCUGCUUCCGGCCGGCGCCGUCCCCGGCUGCGGCGGCGGCGGUGAAUGAGGCGAAGGGGAAGCUGCCGGAGGUGGAGGAGGAGCCGGCGCGCGGCGGAGGGGAUGACGUGUGGAGCGCCGAGGCCGAGGCGGAGGUGGCUCAAGGCGGGGGAUUCCCGGAGCACCUCGUCGUCAUGGUCAAUGGCCUCGUCGGGAGCGCCGACGAUUGGAAGUUCGCGGCGGAGCAGUUCGUGAGGCGGAUGCCGGACAAGGUGAUCGUGCACCGAAGUCAAUGCAACUCUGCCACCCAGACAUUUGAUGGAGUUGACUUGAUGGGUGAAAGGUUAGCGAACGAGGUUCUAUCAGUUGUAGAGCAAAGAAGAGGGGUCAAGAAGAUUUCGUUUGUGGCACACUCUCUUGGUGGUCUUGUUGCCAGAUAUGCUAUAGGAAGGCUUUAUGAACCUAAUAGCAUAAGUGAAUCAUCUGUCGGAAAGAGCAGAGAUGAAGUUGAGCACAUGGAGGGUCUCAUUGCUGGUUUAGAACCUAUGAAUUUUAUAACAUUUGCAUCACCACAUUUGGGUUCAAGCGGAAACAAACAGUUACCUUUUUUAUGUGGCCUGCCUUUCCUUGAGCGAAGAGCAUCAGAAACUGCACAUUUGAUUGUUGGGAGAACUGGAAAGCAUUUAUUCCUUACAGACAAUGAUGACGGCAGACGCCCGCUCCUCCUUCGAAUGGUUGAUGACUGUAAUGAUUUAAAAUUCAGGUCAGCAUUGCGCUCUUUCAAACGGCGUGUAGCAUAUGCGAAUGCCAAUUUUGACCAUAUGGUUGGGUGGAGAACAUCAUCAAUCCGGCGUCAGCACGAGUUGCCAAAACAUCGGCUUCUUGUUCGUGAUGAGAAGUAUCCACAUAUUGUCCAUGUUGAAAAGGAAAUAACAAACAAUAAUGAAACAGAAGCCCAUGCUGAUCUUUUUGACCCAGAAGAGGAGAUGAUAAGAGGCCUUACGCAAGUUCCAUGGGAACGUGUUGACGUGAGCUUCCAGAAAAGCAGUCAAAGAUUAGUUGCGCAUAACACCAUUCAUGUGAAAAGCUAUUGGCUAAACUCGGAUGGAGCAGACGUGAUCAACCACAUGAUGGAUAACUUCAUCGUCUAACCUACAAUGUGGGCAUGGCAGUAAAUUCCUGUCGCAGUUUGUUGAUCAGUGACAAUUCAAUUUUGCCUAGCUAGUUUUUCCGUGGAAGGUUACAGUUCCCAUCCCAAGUAAUGUGGUUGAUUCUUUAGGCCCGUGUGCUGCAGACGCAGAGCAGAGCCCAGAUGUCUCUGAUCCUCCUCCAUCAGCAAUGCUAGCUCGUCCAAUUGUACCAUAAUCUGCCCCCUCUCUUGUGUUGCACAACUGGGCUAAACAGAUGUUGCUGGAAAUAUAUUUCUCCUGUCUGAUUCUAUUGACAUGCAAA
Messenger RNA from Phragmites australis (common reed), 1771 nucleotides. Its product is annotated as putative lipase YDL109C. The transcript has 10 exons. Bases 208 to 1470 code for a protein of 420 amino acids. The record is from RefSeq and is a predicted model, not a curated record. Lineage: Eukaryota; Viridiplantae; Streptophyta; Magnoliopsida; Poales; Poaceae.